AUGGCAUUCGACUGUAGUGUUGAUACAAAAGAUAUCUACAUCGGCAAAGCCCAAAGUCAAAAGGGUGUAACUAGACCAGUAAAGAAACCAACUGCUGGUAUGAAUUCAACUGCAAGUGGUUCAGAUAUUAGAAGCAUUGAAAGAAAAGCUGAUGAAGGAGAAACUCCAUUAGUUCAUAAACAAGUUAGCCAUAAAGUUUCAUUAGAAAUCCAACGAGCUCGUCAAGAAAAUCAUUUGACCCAAAAAGAAUUGGCUCAAAAAAUAAAUGAAAAACCUCAAACAAUUGCUGAUUAUGAAAGUGGUAAAGCAAUCCCAAGCCAACAAGUAUUAGCUAAAUUAGAACGUAUUUUAGGAGUCAAAUUAAGAGGUCUUAAAUAA
Molecule: messenger RNA, 378 nt
Organism: Entamoeba nuttalli P19
Lineage: Eukaryota; Evosea; Mastigamoebida; Endamoebidae
Product: Helix-turn-helix protein, putative
Exons: 1
Coding region: 1-378 (125 amino acids)
Cellular component (GO): nucleus
Molecular function (GO): DNA binding
Source: RefSeq, a predicted model, not a curated record